AUGCAGACCGUCGACUUGGCGUCGGGUGCGACGCACAACACGGCGCUCCGCGCGGACGAGUCGCCGCGUCAGUUCUCGACCGACGGCAAGACCGUGGUGGGCACCACCGACUCGCGCUUCUUCGGCGCGGCGGUCGUCAACGGCGCGAUGGACUCGCCCGUGACGAUCGCGGACAGCGACAGCUUGGACGUGUACAAGACGGCGGUCGCUGGCAACGACGUGUACAUCACCGACUACGAAGGCGUCAUCAAGUACUCGACGCUCGAUUCGUCGACUUGGACCGUGCGCCCGUUCGGCUACGUGGACACGGACUUUCGCGCGCGCGAGUUGGCGUCGGACGGCGUCGACCUCUGCGUGAUCACGUACAGCCUCGAGAUUGCGUGCGCCAAGCUGGCGACGGGCCUCGAGACGUGGGAGACGUACCCGGGCCAGUGGCAGGCGAUCGCGGUCGCCAACAACACGCUCACGGCCGUGGCCUCAAGUAACUUUUUGUUCGUUUGA
Messenger RNA from Saprolegnia parasitica CBS 223.65, 501 nucleotides. RefSeq lists its product as hypothetical. The transcript has 2 exons. NCBI's taxonomy places the organism in Eukaryota, Oomycota, Saprolegniomycetes, Saprolegniales, Saprolegniaceae. The coding region runs from base 1 to 501 and encodes 166 amino acids. The record is from RefSeq and is a predicted model, not a curated record.